This is a messenger RNA of Scleropages formosus (Asian bonytongue), 2527 nucleotides long. RefSeq names its product retinoic acid receptor beta-like. NCBI's taxonomy places the organism in Eukaryota, Metazoa, Chordata, Actinopteri, Osteoglossiformes, Osteoglossidae. The record is from RefSeq and is a predicted model, not a curated record. The transcript has 8 exons. Gene Ontology annotation, biological process: cellular response to corticotropin-releasing hormone stimulus; retinoic acid receptor signaling pathway; regulation of transcription by RNA polymerase II. The coding region runs from base 449 to 1840 and encodes 463 amino acids. Gene Ontology annotation, molecular function: nuclear glucocorticoid receptor binding; RNA polymerase II cis-regulatory region sequence-specific DNA binding; nuclear receptor activity. Gene Ontology annotation, cellular component: transcription regulator complex; nucleus.
UCCGUCACCUGAGGGUUACAAACACGACUCGAGUAGACGCUAAACAGAAAUACACACGUCUAUAUAAUGUAGCAGGAGCGAACCGACGUCCUGGCUGAGGUGAAAUUAGAUAAGACGGGGAGUUACAGUUAGUAGUUAGCGCCUGACGUGACGCACGUCGUCGACGAAGACGUGCGGACCGUCACCGACUGAGUGGGGAAUAGCGAACUGACGAUCAUCUGGAUCCAGCACGAGGGGUUCUGGGUGUCGGGUGCCGUCACUCAUGAGUCCGAAGUGGGGACGCACGGACCUGCCCAGACACAAGGACGCCCGCAAACACAGACACAGACACAGGCGCGCGCGCGCGCGUGCACUUUGAUGGAGUUCGGUCCGCUCGCUUGCGGUUUCGAGCUGAGAGAGAAGAAGCGCUGCUUGUAGACUUGGUCUUGGCGACGACAUCAUCAUCAUCAUGUACGACUGCGUGGACGUGCUCGCGGUGAGCCCCGGACACCUGGGCGGACACAUGCUGGACCUGUUCGGCGCCAGUCACCCCGCGUGCAUGGAGCUGGAGCGCGAGCUGGAGCGCGAACGGGAGCGGGAGCGCGAGCGGGAGCGGGCGCUGCAGGCGUGUCUCGGCGGGCUCGCGCACACACACUGCCCGCGCCGCCGGAGCCUCCACUCUGUGGAAACGCAGAGCACGAGCUCCGAGGAGUUGGUGCCGAGCCCCCCGUCCCCCCUGCCUCCGCCCCGCAUCUACAAGCCAUGCUUCGUGUGUCAGGACAAGUCGUCGGGGUACCACUAUGGGGUCAGCGCAUGCGAAGGCUGCAAGGGUUUUUUCCGCAGGAGCGUCCAGAAGAACAUGGUGUACACAUGUCACAGGGACAAGAACUGCAUCAUCAACAAGGUGACCAGGAACCGGUGCCAGCACUGUCGCCUCCAGAGGUGCUUCUCGGUGGGCAUGUGCAAAGAGUCUGUGCGGAAUGACAGGAACAAGAAGAAGAAGGAGAUCACGAAGCAGGUGACUGAGAGCAGCGAGCUGUCUGCCGAGCUGGAGGUCACCGUCGACAAGAUCCGCAAGGCCCAUCAGGAGACCUUUCCUUCCCUGUGCCAGCUGGGCAAGUAUACCACGAACUCGAGUGCGGACCACCGCGUGCGGCUCGACCUCGGCCUGUGGGACAAAUUCAGCGAACUGGCCACUAAGUGCAUCAUCAAGAUCGUCGAGUUUGCAAAGCGAGUGCCGGGCUUCGCGGGACUCACCAUCGCUGACCAGAUCACCCUGCUCAAAGCGGCCUGUCUGGACAUACUCAUCCUGAGGAUCUGUUCGAGGUACACGCCUGACCAGGACACCAUGACAUUCUCAGAUGGCCUGACGCUGAACCGCACGCAGAUGCACAAUGCCGGGUUCGGGCCGCUCACGGACCUGGUGUUCACCUUCGCCAGCCAACUGCUGCCCUUGGACAUGGACGACACGGAGAGAGGGCUGCUGAGCGCCAUAUGCCUCAUCUCGGGAGAUCGCCAGGACUUAGAGGAGCCCACCAAGGUAGACAAGCUGCAAGAGCCCCUGCUGGAGGCGCUGAAGAUCUACAUCCGCAAACGAAGGCCCAGCAAGCCGCACAUGUUCCCCAAGAUCCUCAUGAAGAUCACAGACCUGCGCAGCAUCAGUGCUAAAGGUGCUGAGCGUGUCAUCAGCCUGAAGAUGGAGCUGCCGGGGGCCAUGCCGCCACUCAUCCAGGAGAUGCUGGAGAACUCCGAGGCUCCGGAGGAGCAGGGCUCCGAGGAGGGAAGUCCGGACAGCAGCGGCAGCACGAGGGCCUGGACCUCCUCGCCAGAGUCCACAGACUGCAGCGUACACCCUGACUGAGGACCUGCAGGGUCUGCACCCCCAUCCCCCCAACCGAACCACCCCCACUGAAACAUUCCUUUGCCCGGUCGAGAGAACACCAGGCUGAGACCUCUGCCUGCGGCCUCCUCCUCUUCUUCCCUUGGCUUCGUAUUAGGCGGCAAGGCCUUGAAGGACCGCUGCUUUGUGUGUAACUGUUCCAUCCUGGACACGUGUGCAAGGGGGGAGAGCGUCACGUCUCCUCCGGGCUCAGAACAAAGCUGCAUGAUGGCUGAGCUCAGCAGACCAAGACAAACUGUCCUUCCCCUCAGCAAAUCUCAUACACACCACUGUAUGGGUCAGUAUUUUACUCUUUUCUACAAUGACUGUGGUGCUUUUCAUCUUCUAAAAUAUAAUAUUUAAAGGCAACAGUUCUAGAUAAAGCUUGCUUCUGAGCUCUAAAUAGUUCUUUAGAAAGUUCCUGCAUAUAGUUAGCAUGGAAGAUUUGGGAUUUAUUAAAUCUUCCUAUAUUUACAUGUUUUCUAAGCGUCCGUGUUCUUAUGCCAUCACAGCAAGGAGCUCUUGGAUUGUUGUCGAUAUUGAUAUCGAUGAAAUCUAUUUCAGCCUUAACCCUGACAUUGGUAGGAACUCCAUCCUGAAGACGACAUUAGUUAGUUAAUUAUUAAUAUCUAGUUUUCACAACACAAGUGAAAUUCAAAGGUACUGCUU